AUGAUUCGGUCCUCCGUUUCCUUGAAAGUAAAAAAAGGGUUCCUUUUGCAGUUGCAGGCAUGUUUUGUAUCAACGGCGGCCACAGGGGAGAUAUAUUCUAAUCUGUUGCGAAGAUAUGCGCAGAACUCAGAUUUGCUCCAUGGAAGAGCAAUUCACGCAAGAUCAAUCAAAGGGUCUAUUCCUUCAACCCGUUUUCUUCAAAACCAUUUGCUUAACAUGUAUGUCAAAAUCGGAGACCUUUCUUCGGGCCUCAAAAUGUUUGACGAAAUGCCCAGCAGGAAUGUAGUGUCUUGGUCCGCUGUCAUGUCUGGUUGCGUCCAAAAUGGCUGCGCUCGGGAGACUCUUUCUUUGUUUAGCCGUAUGCACCAGGAGGGAGUUACAAAACCGAAUGAAUUCACAUUUGUUAGUGCUCUCCACGCGUGCUCUUUAACCGAAGCUGAGAAUUACGGGACUCUGCCUCACCAGAUUUAUUCGUUAGUUAUGCGGUCAGGAUUUAUGUCUAAUAUCUUCUUACUCAAUGCCUUUUUGGCAGCCCUAAUCAGACAUGGUAAGUUGGCGGAAGCCAUUGUGGUUUUUGAGACAAGCCCAGACAAAGAUACCGUAUCUUGGAAUACCAUGAUAGGGGGUUACUUGCUGUUUUCUUGUGAUCAGAUUCCCGAAUUUUGGUGUUCUAUGAAUCGUGAAGGUAUUAGACCUGAUAACUUUACAUUUACCACCGCCCUCACUGGGUUGGCUGCUCUGUCUUAUCUUCAAAUGGGAACGCAAGUUCAUGCACACCUUGUCAAAAGUGGUUAUGGGGAUGACCUCUGUGUGAGCAACUCACUGGCUGAUAUGUAUAUAAAAAAUCAUAAGUUGGUCGAGGCUUUCAGAGCCUUUCAUGAGACGCCUAACAAAGAUGUGUGCUCUUGGUCCCAUAUUGCCGCUGGAUGUUUACAUUUCGGGGAACCGAGAAAAGCACUUGCACUCGUUGCAGACAUGAAGAAAAUGGGUGUAAAGCCAAACAAAUUUACCCUGACAACUGCCCUAAAUGCUUGUGCGAGUUUGGCUUCCCUAGAGGAAGGGAAACAGAUUCAUGGCUUGAGGAUCAAACUUGAAGGGGAAAUAGACAUUGAUGUCUGUGUUGAUAAUGCUACUCUCGAUAUGUAUGCAAAAUGUGGAUGCAUGGAUAGUGCUUGGGGUCUUUUUCGAUCAAUGAACUCCCGUUCUGUCAUCUCAUGGACAACAAUGAUAAUGGCGUGUGCACAGAAUGGCCAAUCCCGAGAAGCUAUUCAAGUUUUUGAUGAAAUGAGGGAGACAAGUGUACUUCCAAAUCACAUCACCUUCGUGUGUGUUCUUUAUGCAUGUAGUCAAGGUGGUUUUGUUGAUGAGGGGUGGAAGUAUUUUUCCUCCAUGACUCGAGACUAUGGAAUCUUCCCUGAAGAAGAUCACUACGCCUGUAUGGUGAAUAUUCUUGGCAAGGCUGGACUUGUUAAAGAAGCUAAGGAGUUAAUCCUAAGAAUGCCAGUUCAGCCGAGUGCGCUAGUUUGGCAAACAUUGCUCAGUGCUUGUCAGCUUCACGGCGAUGUACCAACUGGGAAACUUGCAGCAGAACGUGCCCUACGACGAGACCAAAAAGACCCAUCAACCUAUUUGUUGUUGUCUAACAUGUUUGCUGAAUAUAGCAACUGGGAUGGCGUGUUGAUUAUGAGAGAACUGAUGGAGAUGAAGGAUGUAAAGAAAGUUCCAGGAUCCAGUUGGAUUGAAACGUGA
This is a messenger RNA of Vigna radiata var. radiata (mung bean), 1749 nucleotides long. RefSeq names its product pentatricopeptide repeat-containing protein At4g33170-like. The record is from RefSeq and is a predicted model, not a curated record. Gene Ontology annotation, molecular function: RNA binding; protein binding. Lineage: Eukaryota; Viridiplantae; Streptophyta; Magnoliopsida; Fabales; Fabaceae. The transcript has a single exon. Bases 1 to 1749 code for a protein of 582 amino acids. Gene Ontology annotation, biological process: RNA modification.